GGCGUGGACUGUUGUACACAGACAGCAGUAGAAAUUAAUUUAGCUAGAAAACGCUAACUUGUUUAUUGUCUUGCUUAAUAAAGCUUGGCUGUGGAUCCUUUUUCCUGGUGGGGUAAUAMUACAAGAGUUUGCCAUUCCGAUGUGAUAUUGCAUGCGACGAAAUGAACGGGAAGGCAGUGACUGUAACCKUAGCGUUACGUUAGCUGGGUCACUGCCCGUCUUAUCUAGCAUUUCUGUCGGUUUUUGUCSGGGUCAAAUCCUGAACUUGGUCGAAUGAAGACUGUGGGUGGUAUUGGUAAAGUUGUCAAGCCUGUCAGCAGUCUCCUAGAAUGCAAGCUCCGAAGGACAACUUCUUCUACUCAAMCAGCAGGAUAGGAGCUGACGGGGUGUUUGAAGAUGACCGGCAUGUUCUGGUGGAGGAACAGAAGUCAUGCAGGGCCCGAGCUCGCUGCUUCUYCCUGGAAACCAACCGACGAAGGAAGGUUCUGGAGGAGAGGAAGAAGCUGUGGGAUGUCCAGGAACAGAGGCUGAGGGAGAACAUCCUACAGCAACGUAAACAGAGAGUCCAGGAUGCUACCGAACGCUUCCAGAGGGCACACCUGCCCCCCUCACAGAGACGCAGACAAUCUUUCGGGAAGAGCACCCUUAAUAUCGAGGAGGCACUUCAUCACAUACAAGGCACCUUGACCUUGAGUUCCUACACCAGACAAUCGUCCACCCCCAACAGGAGCUGCACUUCAUCCCCUAAGCCUCCCCCGACUCCCAGCCCGUCGCUCCACCAGGGGACCCUGUCUGCCCUCGAGGCCUACAGCAAACUGAUGCAGGACAGAACCUACAGCAGUUUCAAGAACAGGCUACUAUUCCUCAGCCUGCUCCAGGACACACAGCCGAGGGACAGGGACGAUCUGCAGGACACACAGCUGAGGGACAGGGACGAUCUGCAGGACACACAGUCCGCAGGGACAGGGUCGGACAAGGAGAAGGAUGAUCUGCAGGACACACAGCUGAGGGACAGGGACGAACUGCAGGACACACAGCCGAGGGAGAGGGACAAGGAGAGGGACGAGCUGCAGGACACACAGCUGAGGGACAUGGUGUUCCUCAAUGAGCUGCAGGACGCACAGCUGUGGGACAAGGAGACCUGUAGCAGUCCACAGCAUCGCAAUGUGACUCAGUCAGAGAGCCUGUCCAGUCUGGAUAGCUUGGAGAUGGAGGACGUCUUAAACCACAACAACACAAUACAGAGGGUCCACAGCUCUUGGUUAGAUCACCAGAAACAUCCCAAUGGUCCAUCCUCUGACUUGUCCUUUUGUCCACCAACAAAGAGAAGUGGUAACCUCCUACUCCAACAGGGCAAAGUUGAUGCUAGCCCUCAGCCCCCCAGACCAAAGCAGACAGAGUCUGUCGAAGAUUGUAACAGCAGACUGCACCAGCUCUCGCAGGCCACUGGGUGGCAGAGUUGUACAGACCAAUCAUCAUCACAGAGUAACACUAUAACCCAGUCCCCACUCCUCAGUGUCAGUCACCACAGCCUGCUAACUCUGAGUGGGAUUAUAGAUACAUCCUCAAUACGUUCAGAUACCGGUGACCAACACUCUCAGCAAAGGGAAAGUCAUCUGAGGAGGGACCACAGAGUCUCAGGGGUCGUAGCGUGCUCUAAGGUUUCUACCCCAGACAGAACGCUGCUAGAGUUCACCUCUUGUCUGACCCCAGAGGGAAAGUUAGAAUUUAGGCAGCAGGUGAGACCCCAGGAGGACAAGUAUUCCAAACAACCGUCUGCGACACAGGUCCUUCUGCCUGGGAAAACUUGCAGCCACAAAGACCUUCUGUGUGAAGCCCCCUCUUCAAACCCUGAUCAUAUCCUCAGUUAUAGCACUAAAAGUAGCUCAGGGGCCCGAGAGGACACCGCCAUCAUUCAGCCAACAAAAAGCACACAACAACAGUCACACUGGAGCAAACCCAGUGUAGAAGAUGCCAUGAUCAACCUCAACAAAGGGACCAACUCUGAACCCAAAGCAGGGUCCAACUCUGAGCCCAAAGCAGGGUCCAACUCUGAGCCCAAAGCAGGGUCCAACUCUGAGCCCAAAGCAGGGUCCAAAUCUGAGCCCAAAGCCGGAAGGUCUAAGAACACAGACCCUCUCAGUCAGACGUUGGGUCAUUGUAAUAUCAGGUCUGACUUCCCUAAAGGCCUGAAGAGCCUGCAGGUGGAUAUAACACCAACACACCUCCCAGAUAGGCCUCCAUCUCCUCCACCUGCAGCUGCUGUCAGCACAGCCACAGAUCAUCAUAAAGGCACUGAAGUCCGAUGCAUAAAGGGAAUUCUUAAAAAACAAUCAAAAUACGGCGUGUCGGGAGGAAACACUUAUUCUAGUAUGUAUAACGCCAGGCAUUUAAUAUUCACCAAACAAUUCAACAWGUCCAUCAGAGAUAGUGUGGAACUGACCAGAAGGAAAGGCAAGGAUGCAGAGGGCAACAAGAUGGUCAAAAAGAAGGUACGCUGGUUUGACGAGGUAAAUCUGGAGGAAGAGGAGGAGAUGAAACAGAGUCCUAUAACAAACAACAAGUGUGUUUCUGAGUAUCCACUACCUCUACAUAAACACUCAGCAUCAUCAGACCACCAACAGGGUCAGGGCCAGACGGUGGCCACCAACACCCCUCUGGCCUCCACCGGCUAUCAUUUUACCAAGCAGGCCUGGGCAGAUGUCAGGAUCCAGGAGAGCAGGCUGCAGGGGCACCAGGGGGUCCAGGAGAGAGGCCAGGAGGCCAGGGAGACAAGAGUGGAAGCCAGGGAGGUCAGGGUCCAGCGGGGGAGCAGCGGGAGAACCGGGUGCCCCAGAGUCCCCAGGAGAGUGAGAUCUGCCAGGGCAGGGAUGGAUCCUGUUUCGUCCCGCUCCAGAAAAGGCACGGUCAUCAGACCCCAAUCUGCUACGGAGGCCAGCAGCCACGUGGCCCGGGUGACCCAUGGGAAGGUCAUGGUGCCUCGUCCCCCGCCCCGCACUGAAACCAUGGAGCCAAAAACACACACAAGACAGACGGAUGCUGUAGUAUCAUACACCACCACCACUCCUUACAACAUAGAUCACACUAAUGACACCACCAAGACUCCUUACAACAUGGAUCCCUUUAAUGACACCACCAAGACUCCUUACAACAUGGAUCCCUUUAAUGACACCACCAAGACUCCUUACAACAUGGAUCAGUCUAACUCUGCUGCUACUAAAGCAGGGAUUCCUGUAGAUGAGGCGUUGUGUAAUAAUAACACCCUGGACAGCUUGGCCCCGUCCCAGACCCGUACACAUGUCAUUAGGGCAGAGAGCGGCGUUAUUUCCAACCCAUCCAAGGCCACCCCCAUGUCAGGCCAGCAGGACGCCCAGGGAGAGGCCGCCAGAUGGGGGCUGCUGUACCAUGAGAAAGGCCUCUGUCUGGACCGUACUCCCACAGACGAGGAGAUCUCCCAGCUCUGGCAUGGAGUCCGUAGUGCCUUAGCCACCAAGGACGGUGACCCUAUAACUGUCCUGCCUCAAGCACACCUAUCUCGCGUUACUAUCAACGGGGACAGCCUGAUCAACGGAGUUAAGGCCACGAUGGGAGACUUCUUCCUCUCUCCAACCAAUGCCAGGAGCGUGGUGAGGAGACAGCCCCAGGAGAGUCGUGGUAGUGGGGCCAGGAGGAGAGGAACCACUGGCUCAGGGAACAGAAGGCUGCCUCUACCCUCCCAGUCUCAGUCUCAGGACAGCUUCCCUUCCUCUACCAUCCUAGUCCAGGUACAGGCUUCCCUUCCUCUACCCUCUCAGUCUCAGGUAGAGGCUUCCCUUCCUCUACCCUCCCAGUCUCAGGUACAGCUUCCCUUCCUCUACCCUCUCAGUCUCAGUCUCAGUACAGGCUUCCCUUCCUCUACCCUCUCAGUCUCAGGUAGAGGCUUCCUUUCCUCUACCCCCUCCAGUCUCAGGUACAGGCUUCCCUUCCUCUACCCUCCUGUCUCAGUCUCAGGUACAGGCUUCCCUUCCUCUACCCUCCCAGUCUCAGUCUCAGGUACAGGCUUCCCUUCCUCUACCCUCCAGUCUCAGGUACAGGCUUCCCUCCUCUACCCUCUCAGUCUCAGGUAG
This is a messenger RNA of Salvelinus sp. IW2-2015, 4106 nucleotides long. Lineage: Eukaryota; Metazoa; Chordata; Actinopteri; Salmoniformes; Salmonidae. The record is from RefSeq and is a predicted model, not a curated record.